AUGGAAUCAAAUAACUUUGAAUCUAAAUCUCUUAAGUAUAGAGGGAAGGAUGAGAAGAUGACCAUUAAAAUGAAUCAGAAUCAAAUCAUUGUAGUACUUGAGCCAUCAGAUUUAUAACAAGCAAUGAAAUUAUAGAUCGAAUAGAUUAAGGACAAGGCAGCUAAUAAAAAUUAUAAUUGGGAAAUCUUUGAUAUCAAGCAGGUAAGAUGGGUAACAUAACUAAGGAAAUCGGAGCAGGUACCUUUGGAUAAGUAUUUGCAUCAUUGGAUUAAAAGACAGGAAAGAAAUAUGCUCUAAAAUUUAUUGGAUAUGACGAUGAAAGUGAUUAAGAUCCAGAGUUUAAGGCAGCUGUUAGAGAAAUUGUUAUUAUGCAGACAUUAUCACAAACCUAUUGUUAAGGGUUGCUUAAGAUAUAUGAUAUCUAUCCCUGCCUAAAGGAUGAUAAUAAAUAUCUAGUGAUUGUUAUGGAAUUAUGUGAUUGUAAUUUAAUGGAACUCUUGAAGGUAUAUUUCCUUUUAUAAUUCAAGGUAAGAAUAGAAGAGAAUAAAACAAAAUGGACUGAUGAAGAGUUGCUGUACAUUUUAAAUUAAUUGAUUGAAGGCUUUGUAAUUAUGAAGAAACACAAUGUUACUCAUCGUGAUAUUAAACCAUAGAAUAUCCUCUAUUGUUAAGCAGAUAAAUCUUAUAAAAUUGCUGAUUUAGGAGGAGCCAAAUUCCUAAAACCAAAAUAAGCUUAAUUAAAUACAGUUCGUGGAUCUCCUGCCUAUUGGGCUCGUAUUCAAUAAUAUAUUAUUUCAUUUAGCUGAGAUUUACUUUUUUUGUGAUUUGUAAAAAGACAAAGAAGGUCGUUUCUUUGUUGGAAAAUAACAUUUGAAUUAUGAUCCAUAUACAUCUGAUGUUUAUUCAAUUGGUAUCACUUUUUUAUUAAUGCGCAAAUUAAUUCCAAGAUUGGAUAGAGAAUCACUCAAAAUUGAAGUUGAAAUGUUAAGAAAAUUAAAAUAACCAUCUAUUUUUGAAUAGAUUCUAAUUAAAAUGUUAGAAUAUGAUGAUACAAAGCGUAUUUCUUUUGAAGAUUUAUAAUAACUCAUUUCAUCUUAUAAAGAUUUAUUUAAAAAACCUAAUGAAGAUGUAUUUGUAAACUGUUUAAAAACAUAAUAAGAUAAAAAAGUAAAUAAAAACUAUUAAUAUACAUUAGAAUUUGAGUACUUAAGAUUUGAUGAUGAGAGAAGUCAAAUUAGCUGAGGCAUAUGAAAAGUUGAAUUUACCUGAACAUGCUAAAUCUCAUUAUGAAUUAGCAUUGAAAUAUGCUAUCAAAUUAUCCAAAGAUAAUGCUAAGGCUGAUAUUAUGAAUAGUUUGGGAACUGUAAAUUGUGAUUUAGAACAGUAUGAUGAGGCUGAGAAAAACUUUAGUGAAUCAGUUGCUCUAUACAAAAAACUUAAUGGAGAUAAACAUUCUUCUGUGGCAGAUGGUUAUAAUAAUUUAGGGAUUGUUAAAAGAAAAAAAGGAGAAUUUGAAAAGGCCAUUAAACAUUAUGAAUAAGCUUAUCAAAUCAAAGAAUAGAUAUUUGGAGAAAACAAUUUAGGAGGAGCUGUUAUAUUAUAAAAUAUAGCUAUGGCACACAAAAAAUUGAAGAAUUAUGAUCAAGCAAUAAAAUAUUUUAAAAGUGCUUUACAAAUCAAAAAAUUAUUGUGUGGAGAUCGUAGUCCAAUUCUUUGUUCAACUUAUGACAAUUUGGCAAGAGUUUAUUAUGAAAAAUAAUAAUUUGAUAUGGCAAUCUCAUUUUAUUCAAUAACUGCUGAAAUCUAUAGGAAACAUCAAUAAUCUAAUUAAUAGAGAUUAUCUGAUACUCUUUUUGAAAUUGCUUUAUGUUUCUAAAAAAUAGGUAGAUCAGCUGAGACUAUCAAAGCAGCCCAAGAAUCAUAUUAAUUGAGAAAACAAAUAUAUGGAUAAUAUGCUAAAUAGACUGUGAAAAGCUAAGAAUUAUUAUCUCAAAGCUUUCUUGAAGAAGGUAGGUAUGAGGAAGCAUUGUAACACUACAAUUAAUUAAAAUAAUUUUAUCUUGAUAAUUUGGUGAAAUGUACUGUUGAUGAGAAAUUUGAUAGUAUGGCAGAUAUACUCAAAAAUUUAGGAGCUUCUUACAUGGGAAUUUAGAAAUAUGAUAAAGCAUUGGAGCAUUAUAAAGAAGGAAUAGAGUUUCUUAUGAAGAGAAAUAAUAAUGAAAGUACAAGAAUGGCAAAAAUAUACUAUAAUAUGGGAUUAGUUUAUAGAAAAAUAAAAGAUUUUAAAUCAGCUGAGUAAUAUUAUUAAACUGCAGCAAGUUUAAUAGCUACUAGUAAAUCAGCAUCAGAUCUAAUAACAUUAGGAGAUAUCUACAACAAUUUUGGAGUGUUGUUUGGAACAUAAGACAAAUUUGCUUAGGCAAAGAAAUACUUUUAAAUGUCAUUAGAACAUUAUCAAAAAGUUUUAGGGCCCAAUCACAGUAUAUGCAAAGAAGUAUAAAUAAACAUCAAAGAAUUAGAAAAAUGGUUAACAAAAUGA
This is a messenger RNA of Paramecium pentaurelia, 2539 nucleotides long. The record is from the annotation of a GenBank genome assembly. Lineage: Eukaryota; Ciliophora; Oligohymenophorea; Peniculida; Parameciidae.